Messenger RNA from Staurois parvus, 385 nucleotides. Lineage: Eukaryota; Metazoa; Chordata; Amphibia; Anura; Ranidae. The record is from the annotation of a GenBank genome assembly.
AUCAAUGCUACAUAUCAGUGCCCAUCUGAGCUGCCAAUCAGUGCCACCUAUAAGUGCUGCCAGUCAGUGCUGCCUAUCAGUGCCGCCUAUCAGUGCCAUAUGAGUGCUGCCUUUCAGUGCCCAUCAGUGAUGCCUGUCAAUGCUCAUCAGUGCCACCUACCAGUGCCUCCUCAUCAGUGCCACCUAUCAGUGCUACCUAUCAGUUGUCCAUCAGUGCAGCCUAUCAGUGCCCAUCACUGCAGCCUCAUUAGCGCACAUCAGUGAAGGAGAAAAAUCACUUAUUUACAAACUUUUAUAACAAAAACUAAGAACUUUUUUUUUUUUCAAAAUUUUCAGUGGUUUUUGGUUUGUUUAAAAAAAAAAAAAAAACCCCAGAGGUGAUUAA